This is a messenger RNA of Drosophila novamexicana, 1392 nucleotides long. RefSeq names its product zwei Ig domain protein zig-8 (gene dpr7). NCBI's taxonomy places the organism in Eukaryota, Metazoa, Arthropoda, Insecta, Diptera, Drosophilidae. The record is from RefSeq and is a predicted model, not a curated record. Gene Ontology annotation, biological process: synapse organization. The transcript has 9 exons. Gene Ontology annotation, cellular component: neuron projection membrane. Bases 245 to 1198 code for a protein of 317 amino acids.
AAAUUUUUCUACAAAAACUAAAUGCCCUCUUGCAUAUAAAAAGAAACACUUAUCAAUGUUAAAAAUCAAUUAUUAUGAUAGUAAGUGCUCGUUGAAAAUCUCAAAAAUACAUUCGUUUAAAAAGUUUUAAGAAAUUUUAUUAUGGCUUAUAAAAGAGAUGGAUAAGGUUUCAAGCCUGUUAAUAGUUUAAGAAACAACAAAAUAGCAUCGAGGCAUUCCUAAGAAGUAGCCAAGGUGAACGACAAUGGUGGCUUCAUCUGGCAAAAAACAGAGCUCGGAUAAUUUAAAUAAGUUCAAGCCGAUCAUUUUUUUUAUCCUGCAUUUAAAUAGUAGUAUUCAGCAGAUAAGCGCAUCAUCGUUUUUAAUAAUCAAUGACUUGGCCAACUUGGAUCGACCUUACUUUGACGAUAUAAGCCCCAGAAAUAUCUCAGCUGUUGUUGAUGAAACAGCAAUUUUAAGAUGCCGAGUUAAAAAUAAAGGAAAUCGAACUGUUUCGUGGAUGCGCAAGCGAGAUCUUCAUAUCCUGACCACAAACAUCUAUACAUACACCGGAGAUCAAAGGUUCUCCGUUUUACAUCCGCCAAAUAGCGACGACUGGGACUUAAAGAUUGAUUACGCACAAACCCGAGACAGUGGCAUUUAUGAGUGUCAAGUAAAUACAGAGCCGAAAAUCAACUUGGCAAUUACUUUAGAGAUCACAGCUGAAAAUGAUAUGAGAGAUAUAAAUUCAGAGAAACUAUACUAUAAUUCAAAAGCGGCACGGGCAAAAAUUUUGGGAUCGACGGAAAUACACGUAAAGCGAGAUAGUACAAUUGCUUUGGCCUGCUCCGUAAAUAUACACGCAUCGUCUGUAUUAUGGUACCACGGCUCAGCGAUAGUCGACUUUGAUUCACUUCGAGGCGGCAUUAGUUUGGAAACCGAAAAAACCGAUGCUGGCACCACAAGUCGUUUAAUGCUGACACGUGCUUCUUUGCGGGACUCCGGCAAUUACACAUGUGUACCCAACGCAGCUGUGCCGGCUUCUGUUCGUGUUCACGUCCUGACGGGCGAGCAACCGGCGGCAAUGCAAACAAGCGUCGCGAGCGUUAUUAAUGCUUCUACAGCAAUCAUAAUUACGUAUUUGAUCAUAUCAGAAGAUUUGUUGUUUAAAAUUUCAGACCUAGCCCAAUACAUACUGCUACAUCGAAGUUCAAGAUGACUAACUUAAACAAUUUAGCCAUACCCCAAAAUGUUCUUUAAAGAUUCAAGCAUAUUCUAAGGGAACGGUUGUAAACGAACAAGUUUACGAAAAAGAAAAACAGAAAACGAAAAAAACCAAAUUUAAAAUAUAUACAGACACUACAUUAAGCAUAAUUCCUAUAGUCUUAUGUAAUACCACUAACAAUAAUAAAU